AUGGGGCGUCGACCGGCGGAGGUGGCGCCCAGGGCCUACGCCAAAUCCGCUGUCGCAGAGGAGGUAGCCUUGCAGCUCGGCAUCCAGCGCGAUCAUGCUUUCAUCAGAGACGAGCUCGCGAUGAUGCAAGCCUUUAUGAGGGCCACGCACGACGAGCGAGACAACCAUGAGGUGCUCAUGACCUGGGUGAAACAAGUGCGUGACGUGGCGUACGAUGCGGAGGACUGCCUCCAGGAUUUCUCUGUUCAUCUCCACAAGCCAUCUUGGUGGCACCUUCCUCGCACGUGGCAAGAGCGGUGCCGCAUCGCCAAGCAGAUGAAGGAGCUGAGGGCCAGAGUUGAGGACGUGAGCCAGAGGAACCUGCGCUACCAGCUCAUCAAGAGCGCUGGCUCCAAGCCGGUCACUUCUGCUGAGCAGUCAAGCAUUACAGCUGCGACGAUAUUCGGCAUCGAUGAUGCACGGCGUGCUGCGAAGAAUGACAACUCAAAAGUGGACCUGGUCCACCUGAUCAACACACCGGGCGAGGAUCUUAGAGUGAUCGCAGUGUGGGGAACCAGUGGUGAUCUUGGGCAGACAUCCAUCAUCAACGCGGCCUACGAGAAUCCAGAUAUCAAAAAGAAGUUUUCGUGCCGGGCAUGGGUAAGGAUCUCGCAUCCGUUCAAUCCGAAUGAUCGACUUCAUCCAAAGCUUAGUGAAGCAGUUCCGAUCAGCCGUGGGGGUCGAUGUUCUGUGGGGAUUCUUUUACCAUAUUCAUAGGCACAGGAAAGAAUGUAUCAAUUUUCGUCAAUAAGAGCGAGUCCAUCAACAAGUACACAUGCUCCUAUACAUGCUAGCAUAAGAAGCAUAACUGUUAGAAGUGGAAGGAAUAAACAAGAUUCUCAACUAGCAUGU
Molecule: messenger RNA, 891 nt
Organism: Setaria italica (foxtail millet)
Lineage: Eukaryota; Viridiplantae; Streptophyta; Magnoliopsida; Poales; Poaceae
Product: putative disease resistance RPP13-like protein 3
Exons: 2
Coding region: 1-756 (251 amino acids)
Source: RefSeq, a predicted model, not a curated record